CAAAAAUCUCUGACUUUUCUUUGACUCACUUCACAAGCUUCCUUUGAUAAAUCAAAACGCUUAUCUGAAAACACGCACGCACAAGCCAUUGAUAUCUGUGUCGGUGAACGACCGUGAAAACUUUCUGGGUUUUUCGAUUUCCAGAAAAAGCUUUGUGGGUUCUUCAAUUUGCAUAAAAAGCUAUGUGGGUUUUCGAUUUUUGAUCUGGUUUUGAAGGAAAAUCGUGUAAAGGUUGAAGCUUUUCAGUGUGAAUCGAUGGGAAGGAGAAGCUAGCUGAAAUGGGUUCGUUGGAAAGUGGGGUCCCGUCGAAGAGGGACCCACUUGGGCGGUCUUCAUCGAACGGCAGAAGCCCUUUUUUGCAGAGACCCAGAUCGAAGUUUUCAAGGUUUCUGCUCCUGAAGAGGCUGGAUUACCUCCAGUGGAUUUGCACUGUGGCUGUGUUUCUGUUCUUUGUGGUGCUGUUCCAAAUGUACUUGCCUGGUUCGGUGAUUGAAAACGAAAAGUCAGAGGAUUUGAUGAAGAAUGUGGGAUGGAGUUCGGAGGAUUUGAGGUUUUUGAAGGACUUGGGAUUGUUGGAUUUUGGGGAAGACAUUAGAUUUGAGCCUUCAAAGCUUUUGGAGAAAUUCCAGAAGGAAGCUAGAGAGGCUAGUCUCUCUCCUGCUUUCAACAGGACGCGACAGCAACGUUUUGGGUACAGAAAACCUCAGCUUGCAAUCGUUUUUGCAGAUCUGUCGGUCGAUUCACAACAGUUACUGAUGGUGACUGUUGCAGCUGCAUUGCAGGAGAUUGGAUACACGCUUUCGGUUUAUUCACUUGAAGAUGGUCCUGUGCAUGACAUUUGGAGAGGUUUAGGAGUUCCGGUCAGCAUGAUCCAAAACACUGAUCAGCCAGAGCUUAAUGUAGACUGGCUAAAUUAUAACGGCAUACUUGUGAACUCUCUUGAAGCAAAGGGCAUCUUUUCUUGUUUUCUGCAGGAGCCUUUCAAGUCUUUACCUAUAAUAUGGACUAUCCAUGAACAGGCACUUGCUGCUCGAUCAAGAAAGUACUCUUCAAAUAUGCAGAUUGAACUUUUAAAUGAUUGGAAAAGACUCUUCAGCCGAUCUGCUGUUGUUGUCUUCCCAAAUCAUUUUCUGCCGAUGAUUUACUCGGUAUUUGAUGCUGGAAACUUUUUUGUUAUUCCGGGUUCUCCUGCCGAAGCUUGCAAGGCAGAUUCUCUAAUGGAUUCAGACAAAAAUAAUCUGCGUGCCAGGAUGGGUUUUGAGUCUGAAGACGUUGUAAUUACAAUUGUGGGAAGCCAAUUUUUGUAUAGGGGCUUGUGGCUGGAACAUUCCAUUGUUCUACGGGCUGUACUACCGCUUUUGGAGGAUUCCUCAUUGGUUAACAAUUCUUAUUCUCAUCUCAAAAUCAUUGUUUUGAAUGGAGACUCAGCAAGUAACUACAGUUUGGUCGUUGAGGCCAUUGCUCACAGUUUGAAGUACCCAAGUGGCAUUGUGAAGCAUGUAGCUGUUGAUAUGGAUGCAGACAAUGUUCUCAGUAUGUCUGAUGUUGUGAUAUAUGGAUCCUUCCUUGAAGAGCAAUCAUUUCCAGACAUUUUAGUCAAAGCGAUGUGCCUUGAGAAACCAAUUGUUGCCCCAGAUCUCUCCAUGAUCAGGAAACAUGUUGAUAAUAGAGUGAAUGGCUACCUUUUUCCGAAGGAAAAUAUUGGGGCUCUUUCGCAAAUCCUUCUGCAAGUUAUUUCAAAAGGAAAGUUAUCACCUCUAGCUCACAGUAUUGCCUCGAUAGGGAGAGGUACUGCAAAAAGCCUAAUGGUGUCUGAAACUGUCGAAGGAUAUGCUUCACUUCUCGAAAAUGUUCUCAUGCUUCCGUCAGAAGUUGCACUGCCCAGGGAUGUUGUAAAAAUCCCUCCCAAAUUGAAAGAAAGAUGGCAAUGGCACUUAUUUGAAGCAGUAUCAAAUUCAACAUACUUAGAUAGAAAUUUGAGAAGUAAUGCAUUUUUGGAUGAUUUCGAGGAGCAGUACAAUCGUACUCAAGAAGAGAGGUUGAAUGCCACCUCUGCAACCAAUUAUUCAUUUAUAUAUAGUAUAUGGGAGGAAGAAAAAUACAUUCAGAUGGUUAGUACCAAGAGAAGAAGAGAGGAAGAAAUGUUAAAGGAUAGAAGUGUUCAAUCGCAUGGAACAUGGGAGGAAGUGUAUCGAAAUGCCAAAAGAAUUGAUCGCUCCAAGAAUGAUUUGCAUGAAAGGGAUGAAGGGGAGCUUGAAAGGACAGGCCAACCAUUGUGUAUAUAUGAACCUUACAUUGGUGAGGGAACCUGGCCUUUCUUACACCUAAAAUCUCUUUAUCGCGGAAUCGGACUGUCCACCAAAGGUCGAAGACCUAGGGCUGAUGAUGUUGAAGCACCUUCUCGUCUUCCACUUCUUAACAAACCUUAUUAUCGAGAUGUACUUGGUGAACAUGGAGCAUUCUUUGCCAUUGCAAACCGAAUUGACCGUAUACAUAAGAACGCAUGGAUAGGGUUUCAGUCUUGGAGAAUAACAGCGAGGAAGGCUUCGUUAUCUGGAAUAGCUGAAAAUGAAUUGUUAGAAGCUAUUCAAACACGAAGGCAUGGAGACACACUCUACUUUUGGGCACGCAUGGAUGAUGAUCCACGAAAUCCUCUGAAACAAGAUUUUUGGUCAUUCUGUGAUGGUAUAAAUGCUGGAAAUUGCAAGUUUGCUUUUUCGGAGGCUCUUAAAAGGAUGUAUGGCGUAAACUACAAUUUGGAAUUUAUACCGCCCAUGCCUGUGGAUGGGGACACGUGGUCUGUCAUGCAUAGCUGGGCUUUGCCAACGAAGUCCUUCCUAGAGUUUGUAAUGUUUUCUAGAAUGUUUGGAGAUGCAAUGGAUGCACAAAUGUAUGAUGAACACCAUUCAAGUGGCCGCUGUUAUUUGAGUUUGUCAAAAGACAAACAUUGCUAUUCACGGCUUCUUGAGUUACUCAUAAAUGUUUGGGCGUACCACAGUGCGAGGCGGAUGGUAUAUGUGCACCCUGAGACUGGUGUGAUGCAGGAGCAACAUAGGUUCAAGAGCAGGAAAGGUCAUAUGUGGAUCAAAUGGUUCUCAUACUCCACCCUAAAGAGCAUGGACGAGGACUUGGCGGAGGAAUCAGAUCUUGAGCACCCCACAAGGCGGUGGUUGUGGCCAUCAACAGGCGAGGUCUUCUGGCAAGGUAUCUAUGAAAAAGAGAGACAUUUACGGCAUAAGGAGAAAGAGAAUAGGAGGAAGAAAAGUAAGGAAAAAAUAAACAGAAUAAGGAGGCGAACGCAUCAAAAAGCAAUCGGGAAGUAUGUAAAGCCCCCACCAGAAGCCACAGAUGGUACGAACAUAACAAUUGUUACGAGGAUUUAAUGGUCGAAUUUGAUUUUUACGGAUUAGGAACUCCGGAAGUAGGAGCUUAAUUUGAUUAUUCUUUUUCUCGUUGCCCUCUAGUUUUAAUUUUUGUGAGGAAGGGUGUACUUAGUUGUAAUGUGCAUGAGGUUUUGUAUGUAAAAAAGAAAAUGCACCCUUUGUUCUGGUCAUUACUGUCGACGAGUGGCGGUAAAUUUGUCAAAGUUUUUCUUUUUCUUUCUCCAAUUCCGUUUGUUCAUUCUCGGUACAUUUUUAACAAGAACGGUCGGUAAAUACGACAAGGGUGAAGUUGAAUUUUUUAUUAUUUCUGAUGCAAUUUUCAACA
This is a messenger RNA of Malus domestica (apple), 3708 nucleotides long. RefSeq lists its product as uncharacterized. Gene Ontology annotation, molecular function: glycosyltransferase activity. The record is from RefSeq and is a predicted model, not a curated record. Lineage: Eukaryota; Viridiplantae; Streptophyta; Magnoliopsida; Rosales; Rosaceae.